This is a messenger RNA of Polistes canadensis, 1685 nucleotides long. RefSeq names its product syntaxin-8 (gene Syx8). The record is from RefSeq and is a predicted model, not a curated record. NCBI's taxonomy places the organism in Eukaryota, Metazoa, Arthropoda, Insecta, Hymenoptera, Vespidae. Gene Ontology annotation, cellular component: endomembrane system; SNARE complex. The coding region runs from base 449 to 1192 and encodes 247 amino acids. Gene Ontology annotation, biological process: intracellular protein transport; vesicle fusion. The transcript has 5 exons. Gene Ontology annotation, molecular function: SNARE binding; SNAP receptor activity.
UAGAAAAUUAUUUACAUUAUUAUCGUUCGAUUCCUAUCUUUGUUUUAUACAAAAGUAUUUUGUCAUAUUAUGAUAUUAAGAAAAUAGAAAGAAAUUUUGUGAAAAAAAGGUUGUCAUAGAUUAAAGGAUUUGAAAUUGAGUUGAUAUAAAGACAGAUCAUUAUUAAGGUACAACGGUAACGUGCGUAAAUAAUGUGAAAGGAUAACACAUUUUAUAUAGAUUGUAUAUUUUACUACGUGUACCACCUUGUGUGGGGGAUAUGACUUAUGGACGAAUCAAGGCUAUUUGUUAUGAUGAUAUCAGCCAACGUGUCUUUCCUCUCGUCAGGUGUUCACUAGAUCAUUUGAUCAUCUUGAACAUUGAAUUAUUAGCUAUGAUGAAGAUAUCGAUGUAAAUUUAUAUAUCAUAACAAUUUUAGCUUAUUUGAAUUAAAUAGAAAUCUUUAAGGAUGGCACUCGUUUACAUAGAAGACAAUGACCCUUGGCUUGCAGAGUAUGAAGCUUGUGAAAAGUUGUUCCGUGACAUUAUGGAGCAACUUACUGCACGUGAAAGAGAAUCAGAAACAUCUCAAGCAUACGCAAGUUUGUCCGCAAAUAUACGUCUACGUAUGAAACAGUAUAAUAGAGAGAUUUAUCAACUUAAAACUAAAGUCGAAGAAGCUUCUAAAUCUAGAACUAUAACUAUAGAAGAAGCAGAACGCAGAACAAGACAGAUCGAACAGUUACAAAGUAAAGAUAUCCAAUUACAAAAGUUCUAUGAAUCCAGAACAAAAUCUCUAUUGUCAAAUCGAAAGAGUUUAUUAAAAUCUGGAACAUCCGCAUUUGCUGAUAUGGGAACAACAUCGUGGGCCAUAGAUGAUGACGAUGAUAAACCCAUAGAUGUAAAUAUGUCAACUCAAGAUCUUCAAAAUUAUCAAGAACAAGUCUUGCAAGAACAAGACAAAGGAUUAGAAGAAUUAUGCAAAGUAAUAGCACGUCAAAAAGAAAUAGGACAAACUAUUAGCAAUGAAGUGGUUCACCAAAAUGAAAUAAUUGAUGACUUGGCUGAUCAUAUGGAUAUGACUGAUCAAACUUUAAUUAACAGAACACGUCAAGUAGAAAGCAUAAGUUAUAAAGAUCGUACUUGUGGUUACUGGAUAAUUAUUAUCUUACUUUUUAUUAGUAUUGUAGUAGUAGCUUUAUUGGAAGUUUAAUGGAAAUUAUACUUCGUAAAGAGCUGGUGUAAAUACAUGUAUAAUGCGCGUGUGUAUAUAUAUAUAUAUAUAUUUAAUAGUGUUGCCAUACACACACACACACACACAUAUAUAUAUAUAAACUUAUUACUUCUUGCUCUAUGCUAUUAUUACACGUAGGAUACUUUUAAUUUAUUAAUGCAAAUGUAGAACAUUCUACUUUUAGCAUUUAAUAUGUAUUAAGUAUUAUGUGUUCCAUUAUAUAUUCUAAUUAAAUUUAAAUUGUUUUUUCCAUUGAAUUUGAAAUUAAUUUCUUUUAUCUUACAAAUCGUUUGUAUUUUAAUAUGUAUUGGUGAACUUCAAUUUAUUAUUCUAUCUAUUAAGUUUAUGUAUAUAUUUUUUAAGUUGUAUUUGUUCUUGUAUUAUAAGACAUGCCCAAUUAUCUACCUUAAUUUUAUUUUUGAGGAAUUAUGUAUAAUGAUAUUUAUGUACAAUAUAAUUGGUAUGUGGAAAA